This is a messenger RNA of Galendromus occidentalis (western predatory mite), 1152 nucleotides long. Its product is annotated as histone H1-delta. Gene Ontology annotation, molecular function: structural constituent of chromatin; double-stranded DNA binding; nucleosomal DNA binding. Gene Ontology annotation, cellular component: nucleosome; nucleus. The coding region runs from base 65 to 661 and encodes 198 amino acids. The transcript has a single exon. The record is from RefSeq and is a predicted model, not a curated record. Gene Ontology annotation, biological process: chromosome condensation; negative regulation of DNA recombination; nucleosome assembly. Lineage: Eukaryota; Metazoa; Arthropoda; Arachnida; Mesostigmata; Phytoseiidae.
UGUUCAGCGCUCCGCUAGUAAAGAGUUCCUGAAUCUACUGGUCCUACGAACCACGCAGUUGAAAAUGUCUGACGCCGCUGUAGCCGUUGCGCCGAAGGCGACCCCCAAGAAGGUGAAGGCUGUCAAGGCGAAGCCCGCCAAGACCUCCAGCCACCCCUCCUACCAGGACAUGAUCAAGGAGGCCAUCGAGACCCUGAAGGAACGCAACGGAUCUUCUCGUCAAGCGAUCCAGAAGUACCUCCAGGCUCACUUCAAGACCUGCGACGACAAGGUUUCCCAGGCUCGUCUCAAGCUCGCGCUCAAACGUGGAGCCGAUAACGGUGCCCUCAAGCGAGUGAAGGGAGCCGGCGCGUCAGGCUCUUUCCGCAUCAACGUCGAUGCCAAGAAGCCCGUUGUCAAGAAGCCGAAAGCCAAAGCGGCCACCGCCGCCAAGCCUAAAGCCGCAGGAGUGAAGAAGGUCAAAGCUGCCAAGCCGAAGUCGGUGAAGGCCAAGACCGCUGUCAAGCCCAAGAAGACCGUCGCUGAGAAGAAGGCCACCGCGAAACCUAAGGUGGCCAAGAAGCCCGCUACCCCCAAGAAGGUCGCCAAGCCCGCCGUCAAGAAGGCCGCUACCCCGAAGGCGAAGAAACCUGCAGCGAAGAAAGCAGUGGCGAAGAAGUAAAGGCCUCUAAUCACGCAACUUCAUCGUAUCACCAUCAUCAGCUGAUCAGCUUUUCUCUCUGGUAGGAGUAGCAGCAAACGCAAGCUAGCGUUAGAUCUCUGAGCUGUCUACGAAGCUGAUUCCUUCGACAAGUCAUCCCGGUUAGAGACGAGGGUGUCGCCGCAGCGAUAAAUUUCUCAUCACCUCACGCCUUCCGCCCCUGGCGGUCGAUUCGAACGAACUUCGUUUGGGAUGUUCUUCCGACCGUCAGAAACCAUCGAAUCAUCGUCAAGCAUUCAUUGUUCAUCCAUCGCUCGUCGAGAUUUUGUCUUGACGUCAUCGCAUUGUCGAUCUCAUUUCAUUAUCCUCAUCGAUCUGGAUCAAUCGCGGCCCCCGAGUCUCCGUCGCUUUGUGUAAAUAGAUUGUAUAUUUAUUCGGUUUUUCAUAAGUUAAUGAGCCAGAAAUGAAAUAAAUGCGAGAUUGCAAGCCGGAGUUUGCAAUCCACUCGAACA